Molecule: messenger RNA, 3603 nt
Organism: Astyanax mexicanus (Mexican tetra)
Lineage: Eukaryota; Metazoa; Chordata; Actinopteri; Characiformes; Acestrorhamphidae
Gene: bnip3la
Product: BCL2 interacting protein 3 like a
Exons: 6
Coding region: 81-791 (236 amino acids)
Biological process (GO): positive regulation of apoptotic process; mitochondrial outer membrane permeabilization; defense response to virus
Cellular component (GO): nucleus; mitochondrial envelope; mitochondrial outer membrane
Source: RefSeq, a predicted model, not a curated record
CAGCUGAUUCAGUUGGAGCCACGAAGGCUCGCGAGGCGGCAGCGUGUGCAGGAGGGCGCGCGAGUGACUGUAGAGGCAACAUGUCCGCCACAGCCGCCGCGCAGCAGAACAACAACGAGGAGCCCGGGCUGAACGGCUCCUGGGUGGAGUUGGAGUUGAAUGGGAACACGGGGACAGCCCCCCAGCAGCUGACCCCUGGCCUGGCCCCCCCUGCCGGCAAUGGAAAUGUAGGAGAGUCCUCAACUCCCCUGCAGGCUGUACAGGAAGUGGAGGAGGAGAGCCUGGUAGGAGGCCUUGAGCAUGUCCCUUCAUCCUCCUCCAUCCAUAAUGGAGACAUGGAGAAAAUCCUGCUGGACGCCCAACAUGAGUCCAGCCCCAGCAGCUCCUCCUGUAACAGUCCCCCCAGACCCCACAGUCCUGAGCACGAUGAAGGUCUGAUCACCUUUGAUGUGGAAAUGCCCAGUGAGAGAGAUUGUCAGUCAGAGGACGACAGUCUGGAUAAGGACAGAGAGGACGACAUCCUCAUGAAUAAAGGCGAGAGCUGGGUGUCAGACUGGUCCAGUCGGCCUGAAAAUAUACCUCCCAAGGAGUUCCAGUUCCGACACCCAAAGCGUUCAGGUUCGGUCUCUUUGAGUAUGAGAAAGACUGGAGCUAUGAAGAAAGGAGGGGUCUUCUCUGCUGAAUUCCUCAAAGUGUUCAUCCCCUCUCUGCUGCUCUCUCACAUUCUCGCCCUGGGACUGGGGGUCUACAUUGGCAAAAGGCUGACCACACCCUCCACCAGUUCCUUUUAAACCCAAACUUAUACCAGUGCCUGAAAGCUCCAUCAGACGCAGUGGUGGCAAAGUUGUGUCCAAACAUCUUCGACAUCUUUGUUAGAUACUCUCUCUCUCUUCCCUUCUGCCUCGUUCUCUCCUUCCUCCCACACACUUUCUGUCUCUAUUCUUCCCACUCAUCAUUCUCGUGUUUAGGACCCAUCACCAAAAGAAGCUGGGAGAAGAUCUACUUGUCGAUCUAGUCUUGUGUUGAUGUUUUACUUUGCCUAUAGCGCUGUGGCUAACUAACAUGUUUAGGUGUUUUGUUUAAAGUUUCUUGUUUUAACAUGCAGAUAGUAGUUAGUAACUGACCUUUCUUACCUUCUUUUACACUGGUAUGCAAACUGCGUACAGAAGUAACAUCUGUGGCUCCCAAAACCUACACAAUUCCUACAACAACUACAACCAGCAGCACAUUACUGUCACAAACUGUCACUUUAUAUUCACAGUGUGCUUUGUAUUUAGGAUACAAAUGCACGGUCGUGUUGUUGGGUUUAGUAGUGACCUAGUAGAAUUGUAACUGACUGAUGCUGCAGUUGCUUUUGGAAGUAGCCUAGAAUAUUUUGCAGUCAGCUCCCUUUUUUUUUUUUUUUUUUUUUUAAGCGCCUUUAGACAGAGAGAUUGUGUUCGAAGUUGAUUAAUUAAGAUUAAGAUAGCUGUGCCAUCUAUGGAGAAAAUCCCAGCAUGUACUUAAUUCUUCAAUUCUUGUCAUUUUUAAUUGAACUACACCAACACAGUUUUUUUAAUUAUUACUACAUAGAUAUAUUUAUUUUCUCAAUUUUUUUAAAGCGUAACUUAAAAGUGAAAGCUUUCAAUAGACUGUUAAAGCUAGAUGGAAUUCUUAUCUGAACAUUCGUGAGUCAUAUGCUCUCUACUAUAGUUUAUAUUGCAACCUAUUGGUUAGUUGAUAUUCUUCAAUGGAGCAGUUGCCACUCUCUGAUUAAUAGUUUUCACUCCAUUUCUUCUUCUGAUCAGCAAAAAGGAGCUCACAAUCUGGAGGUUUGAUAGGGAACUCAAAAUUUACACCCUAAUUUUAUAGGUAUGGAGAAUGAUUUUUUUUUUUUUUGUAUACUGGAGGGAUAAACAAGUAGAUAAGCUGAGGAUGUGGGAGUUAAGGAGGGGGAAAUUUGACAUGUAUUUCCUCCUAUUGGAUACAACUCUUAGACUUGUAGUGACAUUUAAUAAAGUUCACAAAAGUUGUGGCCAUCGCAAGUAUAGGCAGCACAUUUAAUGGAUUAAAGGUUUAAAAUGGGUAAAAAUGGGUGUGAUAGACGGAUCAUGGUGCCGCUCACAGACACCUGUGCAUGUUCUUCCUAAUUCCUAAAAGAUACAUGACUGGUCAGUCAACACUUAUUUGCCUUGAAUGCAUAUUAUGCUGUCCUAGACCGGUCUUGCAGAAAUCUACGUACUAUGCUUUCUGGUGCCAAAGGGCCUCUCCACUGUGAUGCUUACAUGUAAGCACAUGUAAGGCCCAGCAUCAACACAUUUAAACAGUACAUCUUGCACAUACUGCUAGGACCCUUGUGAUAUGUUUGAGUUAAUUGAGUUUAAGUCUCUUAUCAAUUAUUAUUUUUUGUUUGUUUUCUACUCCAUUUUCAUCUUUGCCCAACACCUUUUGAAGCUUUUUGGUUUUGUUGUGGAGGCCCAGAUCCAUUCAUUUAUUUGUGUAGAAUGUGAAGCAUUUCUGUGAACAUCUGUUGUAUACAACAAUGUUUAAGUGAAGUGAGAAUAUAUAUAUAGAUAUAUAUUUUUCGUUCAUCAGAACUUUUUCAUUUACAAGGUACAAUAUACAGUCAGCAAUUUUGUGCUUUUUUGUCAUCUUGUUUGUUUUCCCCCCUACUUAUUCCUUUACCUUGCCAAGCUUAAAUUCUAAAAUGUAAUUUAACCUGUGCUCACACUGCAGUUAAAUCAGAUUUGUUUCUCAAACCUGUGUAAGUAUUCAUAUCGGAUUUGCUUUUCUGGUCAUCAAAACGUAUCUUCAAUAGAUAUGCCAAAUAUUGUUGGAUUUGGGCUGCCAGUCUGAACAUAGCGUCUGACACUUACAUUGAUAUAAAUUACAAAUUAAAUGUAUAUUUAAGUCUCUUAUUUUAAACCCUUUUGACCCAGAACAGUUGAGGAUUGAUGCAUCACAUUGACAUCCCAUUGUAUCCACAGAUGCAUAUGCUAGAUAAAUCUAGGAAAUUCAGAGCUAUUACCUCACCAGUCAUCCCGCCUCUUUAGCAUUACUCACAACAUACCUAAUUUCACAACUGUGACAUCAACAGCAGUGAUAGUCCACCAUUACCCACACUGUUCUGAUUCCUUGUACAUGUUUUGUUUGGUCCUGAAGGAGAGGGGCUUCUUUAUGUUAGUGAUAUUCUUAAACACCUCACGCAUUUUGUUUGCGCCCAUUUUGUCCCCUUUUGCAUGAACACAUCAUUCCAAGCUUUGGAUCUGCUUUGGAAGAUGGAACCCUGAAUUGGGACAAAAAAAAGAAACUGUGAAUGAAGAGAAGAGUUGUAGCUCAUUACAGCGAAAUAAACUAGACCCGCCCUGUGUUGAAAGGUGGGAAUAUUGUAAAUUUUACGCACAUUAUAGUUUUUUUUUCCGUUUUGCAUCUUUGUGUAUUUCUCUUAUUAUUAUUUUUUUUCUUUUUGCUUGGAUUAGAAUGACUGGAAUAUGUUCAGAUUGGAGGGCAGGGCCCUCAUGGUUGGCAACCCCUGGCUGUGUUUCUUUUGAAUAUAUAGUAGUUUUAUUUUAUUUGACCACAUAUUGAACGAAAAACGCAUUAAAAAUUCCAAGUACAACCCAG